CGUGCCGGCUCCCCCAAUCCGAGGCCCCCCUCCCAACCUAUUUCUACGCGCACCACCCGUUCCGUCGCCGGUGACUCGUCUCGGCUCGUGCUACUGCUACCACACUUCGGAUUGCCACCGGUUUCGCCAUCGAUCCCGGCGCCUCGGAUCAUCAGUUCGGUUGCAGGAGUCCGCGGCGGUCCGAUCGGAGGUGGUGCGGCGCGCGAUGGCGGCGACGGCGCCCACCGUGCGGGGGUACGGCCCGGCGGCGUCGUCGUCGUCGGUGGCGCUGCCCCGGCCCAGGAUGACGGCGUCGUUCGUGCCCGUGACGACGCGGCGGGCGGCCUCGGUGCGGCUGCGCGCGGCGGUCGCGGACGCGCCCCAGGGGCUGCAGCUCCGAGACCGGGAGGAGGGGUUGUUGGGGAGCGUGUUUGGCGGAGGAGAUGGUGAUGAGGAGGAGUUGGAGAAGGUUGGGGAGGAGAAGGUGGAGGGGUGGAUGCGGGAGUCGAUCGCGGAGAUCGUGCGGCACAUCGGGGAGGCGCCGUUCCUGGUGCACCUGUUCAGCAGCGACGACGACGACGGCGUGACGGUGCGGCGGGAGCCCACGUCGCCGGAGAGCUGGCCCGACGUGCAGCGCCGGUGGGGGCCGGGCGGGCAGCGGCGGCCGGACGGGAUCAUCCUGGUCGAGCAGGUGGCCGCCGCGGCCGCGGACGGCGGCGCCUCCGCCACGGAGGCGGCUCGGCAGGUCUGGGGCUUGGUGGUGCAGGCGCGCGGGAUGGAGUGCGCGUCCUGUUACGUGCUCGACACCUGCCGCGUGCGCUCCUCGGCCGGCUUCUGCACGCACUUCUGCCUCGCCCGGGCGCAGUGCUUCGGCGACCCCGUCGAGCUCCAGCUCCGCAACGCCUGGCUCAACCGCCUCGCCGGCCGCCGAUAGCCGUCCGCCGCCGCCGCCCAUGGCCGCUGCUACUACUGAUCUACUACUACUAAUAGUAUUCGAUGCGCCAACGGCCAAAUGCAAUGAUGCCUCCAGUUUGCCGGCAAGAACGAGGAAGAGAAGCGUGGGGAUUGGAAGCAGGGGAGACGAACAUAAUCGAUGAAAUCUUUUCGUUCAGUUCGGUUUCUCCCUGAUUUAGAUGUCAAAUGUACAGAUUACUGAUUGUAAUUCUUGCAAUCUUGCUUGCUUAUUCAAUGAUCAAGAUUCGUCGAGGCAAUUACAAUGCAUUGCCUGUUGCUAGACCAAAAAA
Panicum hallii is the source of this 1223-nucleotide messenger RNA. RefSeq lists its product as uncharacterized. The record is from RefSeq and is a predicted model, not a curated record. The coding region runs from base 206 to 913 and encodes 235 amino acids. The transcript has a single exon. NCBI's taxonomy places the organism in Eukaryota, Viridiplantae, Streptophyta, Magnoliopsida, Poales, Poaceae.